AUGGCUGUGAAUGUUACGGAGACGGCAGGAGUUGGCUCUACUCGGCUACUAUCUUUCUCUUCGACAGCUUUUGACUCGUCGUGCCACUUCCUUUCAGGCUCAAGCUGCUUGGGGCCCAACGCACCCUUGACAAGCGGUGAGGCUCCUCCCUGGGGCAACACUUCUCUCGUGACUUCAAGUUCAUCGGCCAGUCACAGCGGCCGAGUCUUCACGGUCCUAACUAUCGACUUCACACCUCCGCCUGAGUCGGUCGUAGCGACAGUAUUUGUACCAGAGUCCUCAGAAGCCGCAAGCGAGACGUCGUCAUCCCUCAAUAAUGCAACAGUCUCCUCGUCACUUUCGAUAAUGACGAUCGUAACUAUUGCGGUUGGCUCAAACACCGGUGCUGUACAGACGGCCUCAUUGACCAGGGUUAGCUUCAGUCCCACGUCUUCGAGGGAGGUGGGCCCCCUCAACGGUAGCACUAUAUUGACUGUGUCACCACCCACGUCGUCCUCUACGAGUGCCGAUUUCAAUUCCUCUAGCACCUCAUCUUCGUGGAACUCGACGUUGAGCUCGGAAGUCUCUGGCGCGUUGACGACUGGUCCAAGUGCUACGGGUGCAGGACCAUCCUCGAACUCGUCGUCAAAUGAGGCCAUGACUAGCUCUUCCGCAUUCUGGAGCAACAGUACAACGGCUUCUGUAUCCAGCUUGACGACUGCUUCAGGUUGGCUGGAUUGGAACAUGACGGCAGGAAUCCUUACUGCUUUAUCACAAUAUAACAUUUCGUUCCAAGCCACGGCCACGAGUGAGAAUGGCUCAGUUUCUCUUGCUAGUCCUACCAUAACGAGCUCUUCUUGGAACAUCUCAGUUACAACGACCUUCCCUUCGACCACCAACAGUACAGGAUUGAGUCCGGAGUCUAAUUUCACGACAUCGCCAACGUCGACUUUAAGAACCACGAAGUCCACUUUGGCCACAGAAUCUCCAGCCAUCACUGCUAGCUCAAAUAACAGUACGACCUCCUGGUCGAGCGCAGCUGGUUCAACAUCCCUGAGUCCGAACGCCUCGACCAUUUGUGACACCAACGCCACAGUGGCAUUCUGCGCUAGCAGUAACGCUCCGUGGCUCGCCUCAGAGACUGCGGCGCCGACCAUCACCACGAAUUCCACCAACGGCACGGGCUGGAGCAUGACAUCAAUGGAAGCAACCACGUUUACGACCUCAUUCGUGUCAGCCAGCGGUAGCGGUAGCGGAGAUAGUGGGGUAAACAGUACCUCGGCGACCUGGCACCCCUUGGUUCAGCCUCAUCGAGCCGAGGGAAGGCCCCGUCGGCGAUGGGUUAAGAGGGAAGAACAGAGAAGACGCGAGAACAACGGCCCGCAAGGUGACGACGCAGAUGGUCACCAUGAUGGUGAUCCUGGGCAGAGGAAACGAGAGGGCACGUCUUGGGUGAGGGCUCAGAUGGAGAGGAUGUUCCUUGUCCUCUGA
Molecule: messenger RNA, 1470 nt
Organism: Exophiala spinifera
Lineage: Eukaryota; Fungi; Ascomycota; Eurotiomycetes; Chaetothyriales; Herpotrichiellaceae
Exons: 2
Coding region: 1-1470 (489 amino acids)
Source: RefSeq, a predicted model, not a curated record